AUGAGCCAACCACCAACAACGCCGCCAGCUGAAGGAAAUACAGCAGCAGCUGCAGUAGCAACACCAACGAUUCAAAUAGAUAGUGAAGAGUAUGAAAAGGAAAAGACAAAGGUAAAAGAGUUAUUGAACCAAUCGUUGGCAUUACGCAACCAUUUAAAGACAUUGACACCGUCGGAACUAGUAUCUUCACAAGGAAGAGCAAAGAUACAUCAACUUAAAGUAUGGACAACCGAGAUUAUAGAGUUGUCUGGUCGACUUGGUCUAGACCACGGCAAAGCAUUGGGUCUAGAGUUUAACAGCUUUGCUCUCUUUUGCGAAAACACUUCAGACGACAUUGACCAAUACCACACCAUCCUCACGCAACUAGAACAAGCUCGUAACACUGUACUCUCACUCAAAGACAAGUCUUCUCAUAACCGUAUCUUGGAGUUACUCACCAACAUCUACAGUAGAACUGGUGAAAUUGAAAAGGAAAUUGAAACUAUUGAAAGAGCAACAAGAUUUGAAAAGAAUAUACCAACUAUGAUUGCAUUAGUUAAAUCAUAUCUUAAAAAAUUAGAUUAUAUUUACAAGGAUCGUGAUAGAAUCUAUUCAAUUCAAACUGAUGAUGGUAAUGCAUAUAUGGAUCUACAUGUUACUUGUUGGGAUCAUUAUCAAUGGCUCAAGAGUCAACCUGCAUUUGCACCACCAAUGAGUGAUAGUUUUAUCAAACAAAACAAGUCCAACCUGUUCAAACUAUGCAUUUAUAUGGGGUCAUUGGCCAAUCCACUCAUUUCACAAAAGGAUCAAGUCAUAUUCAACGUAUCAAUGGAAGCAUUUGAUGAAGCAUUCUUUAUUGCCAAUCUCAUCAAUGACAAGGAGUUUAUUUGUGCUGCCACAGCUCACAAAUCAUCUAUUCUCUAUCGUACAUUACCUCCAGACGAACGUGACCAACUCUUGGAAUCACUUAAAAAGACAGAUGCUGAAAUGAAACCAGUCAAUAGUGAACUUCGAGAUUUAAUUGAUUCUAUUGAAAAUCAAGCUCCUUCUCUUCAUCCUGAAAUGAAAGAUUCAGUUCCUCCACCAUCUGACGAUUAA
Molecule: messenger RNA, 1077 nt
Organism: Cavenderia fasciculata
Lineage: Eukaryota; Evosea; Eumycetozoa; Acytosteliales; Cavenderiaceae
Exons: 2
Coding region: 1-1077 (358 amino acids)
Source: RefSeq, a predicted model, not a curated record